CACGAGACAUACACUUUCGACUUGGAUGUCACCUGCUCCCAGACACUUCAGGCUCUGAAAUUUAUUUACAGUACUUGUCGUUGAUGGAGGAUAUAGCAAUAUUCAGGACAUACUCACUUGGAGGUGCAGUACUAGCUCAUUUGUAUAGGGAGCUAUCUGAAGCAACUAGACCAAAACGAGCAAACAUAGCAGGGUGCAUCCACUUAUUACAGAUAUGGGCUUGGGAGCAUCUACAUGUUGGAAGACCUCAGCUUCAUGUACCAUUUCCUGUUCAGCUUGAUGGUUUGAGUGUUGGAAUAAGGUGGAAUGAGGAACGACUUCGGGAGGUACCUGUAGGAAAUGUUAUGACAUACAGGGAUGAGCUGGAUGGCUUACUGGAGAGUCAGGUAAUAUGGGAACCAUACACUGCAGAGAUUCGUGCUCAGGUUCCAGAGAUAUGCACUUCAGGUCAGGACACUUGGCUCUCCAGAGUUCCUUUGAUCAGUUGGAAAAGGGUAUAGUGACAUCUCCCUGAUCGAGUACUACG
This is a messenger RNA of Dendrobium catenatum, 526 nucleotides long. Its product is annotated as serine/threonine-protein phosphatase 7 long form homolog. The transcript has 3 exons. The record is from RefSeq and is a predicted model, not a curated record. Gene Ontology annotation, biological process: meristem development; meristem maintenance. NCBI's taxonomy places the organism in Eukaryota, Viridiplantae, Streptophyta, Magnoliopsida, Asparagales, Orchidaceae. Bases 84 to 500 code for a protein of 138 amino acids.